Messenger RNA from Hyaloscypha bicolor E, 825 nucleotides. RefSeq lists its product as uncharacterized. The coding region runs from base 147 to 569 and encodes 140 amino acids. The transcript has a single exon. NCBI's taxonomy places the organism in Eukaryota, Fungi, Ascomycota, Leotiomycetes, Helotiales, Hyaloscyphaceae. The record is from RefSeq and is a predicted model, not a curated record.
CUUUCCUCGCUCAUGAUCCCCUGCCUUGCCUCUGCUGCAGGAUGAGCAGCGCAACGUCAGUCUCCCAACGCUAACUCCAAGAAGCGACCAGAGCCCGCCCACAAGCCAGUGCCCAUCAUUUGCAGGCCCAUCUCAUGGGCUCGUGAAUGAUCAAGAUACCACUGCCUACAAGCCUGCAAACCCGCAGCCCACCUGCCUCGAAGUCCCUACGGCUCCUCUCUCGCCUGCCGAACGCCUACAGACCAGACAACUACAGCUGCACCUACACCUACCUACACCUGCACAUACACCUUUUCCUACACCUACACCUACUCCAACAGCCAGCACUCCUCUGCUACGAAACGCUACACCUACACGUACACAACACGCCCUGCACGCCUGCAAUACAGCCCCCUCCACUGCCCGUUCUGCAUCCCCUCAACGCCGCUCGUUGCCUCUACGGCCCACCACAGCUAGACGCAGGCUCUGUCGGUACGCUUGAGGCCAGUGACCCAGGGCCAAACGGUCGUCCAGCUGUCCAACCAUCAGCGCCCAUUGCCCCCCCCAGUCCCAGUCCCAGUCCUGCUUAGUUCCCAACUGCUCAAUCUCAAAAUUCGAGCGCGUGAGCAUAGCCAGUCUUUCGGGCCAAGGAACUUGCACUUUACCUAAACCACUCAUUGCUCUGACCUUACUUCAUCAAACGACACCUCCACACUCCAACCGCACACCAACAUCAACAUCGAAGCGUCGUGCUCGCUCGCCUCGACCGUCAACAUUCCAGCGCUGCCGCAGAACCUUCGACUCCACGACCACUCAGCCGGCCACUCCUCAGCCUCCCGUCUCACU